Molecule: messenger RNA, 2774 nt
Organism: Nothobranchius furzeri (turquoise killifish)
Lineage: Eukaryota; Metazoa; Chordata; Actinopteri; Cyprinodontiformes; Nothobranchiidae
Source: RefSeq, a predicted model, not a curated record
UCCCGACUGUGUUUGCGCGCAGCGAACGUGCCACCAAGCUGCGUCCCGCCGGUAGAGGAGCAGAGAUCGGGUCCGGGAGCGUCUCCAGCAUCAUGGACGACUGACAAACCUCUAAAUAUUGAUUUUAACCCUUUUUAUUUUCCCAGGAGCAACGCGUCCCCUUUCAGCUUCAUCCAGUCAUUUUGUACCUGAAGGACAGAGUUGGUCCCCCGCUGAGAAGAGUCGGCUGAGGAUUUAAUUUCAGUUUUUGGUCUGAAACCCUCCGACUGCUGCUGGGACCCGUUUGGGAUGUUGAGCUCCGUGAAGAUGGAAGCGCAUGAUCUACCGGAGUGGAAUAGUUUCUACAGCGAGGCCAGCGAGAUGUAUUCCCCUGCCAGCACCAUGAACCCCGCUCUGGGCUCCAUGAGUUCUACCGGCAGCUAUUUCAACCUGAACCCAGCCACCGCCUCCUCUGCGGGUAUGAACAUGGCGUAUCCUGGCAGCUCCAGCCUCAGCAGCUCCCCCCUGGCCCCCAUGGGCUCCGGGCCCAGUCACAUGUCCCUUUCCCCAGUGGCCUCCUCCCUCAGCUCGGGUUCUCUGACACAGCUGGGUCCUGCUGCUCCGGGCUCACUGGGCUCUUUGUCCCACUACCAGAAUAUGGGUCAGUCCAUGAGUCAGCUGGGCUACUCCUCCACCGGGUCCCUGACACGGGCCGGGGCCAAGGAGAUCCCCCCUAAGCCGUACCGGCGUUCCCUGACCCACGCCAAGCCGCCAUAUUCCUACAUCUCCCUCAUCACCAUGGCGAUUCAGCAGAGCGGCAGCAAGAUGCUGACCCUGAAUGAGAUCUACCAGUGGAUCAUGGACCUGUUCCCCUACUACCGCGAGAACCAGCAGCGGUGGCAGAACUCCAUCCGUCACUCUCUCUCCUUCAAUGACUGCUUUGUGAAGGUGGCUCGAUCGCCCGACAAGCCAGGCAAAGGCUCCUACUGGACGCUGCACCCGCAGUCCGGCAACAUGUUUGAGAACGGCUGCUACCUGAGGCGCCAGAAACGCUUCAAGAUCGAAGAGAAGACCUCCAAAAAGGGGGCUAAGAACCAGGAGGUAGGCUCGGGGAAAGGAGGCCUCGGUGGAGAUCACCUGGGGGAGGAUCGUAGCCCAGAAGGUGGAUCAGAGGGAGCUGACUCCACCCACUCGGAUAACUCCCACCCAGGUUCUUCAGAAGAUCAGGCUCUCCAUAGGAACACCCUGGUUCCUCUAGACUGCCCUCAGCUGUCCUCCUCCCACCUCCACAGUCCACCCGUCUCCCUGCCUCCUCCAUCCUCCACCUCCUCUUCAAUCCCUCCAUCCUCUUUGUCCCUCGCCGGCACCUCCGCCUCCAACCCGCUCCUCCACUCUCAGUCUUUAGCCAGCAGCUCCCACCUUCUAUCCAACAGCAUGCAGCAGCAUAUGGACCUACAAAACGACGCCCUGAAGUCCCUGGAUCCCCACUACAACUUCAACCACCCCUUCUCCAUCACCAACCUCAUGUCCAACGAGCAGAAGAUGGACCUGAAGUCCUACCAGGACCAGGUGAUGGCCUACAACAGCUACACCAGCAGCUCCCAGGUGGGGGCCAAGCAGAUCUACGACAGUCCGAGUCCAGCAGCGAUGGACUCAGGAGCCUACUACCAAACACUGUACAGCCGCUCGGUGCUCAACGCCUCCUAAUAUGGACACGCGCACACCUGCACAGGUGAGCCGAGACUUGGAGACUUGGCUUUCUAAAAUGGUUCCUCUUCCUUCUCUCCUCCAACAGCUGCUGCUGCAUCCGAGACACCAAAGAACUUGUUUUCCUCCAGCUCCUGAUCAGGCUGGUUAGUUACACGUGAGGCGGAGGAGACUCGUCUGUCAGGAGAGACAGACCAAAGCUGAUCUUGUACAAAGUGUAAAUAGGGGUAAAGUGGUGGGAGAGGAGGCGGUUUGCUGUUAUUUAUGAAGGGAAUAAAAUUUAAUAUAUCUUAUGAAGUGUUGACCGGUUACAGCCAGAUGUGCGUUAUGUUUAACCCAGGUUUCAGGUGUUACUGCAGCGGGGUCACAUGUCGUGUUACAGAGGGGGUUUCUACGCGUUUCUGUUAGUCCAGGUGAUGUUCACGCAGCUUUUGGUCCAUAUGAAGAAAAAACAUCUAAACGUAAGAAAAACAACUGUGGUUAAUAAAAAAGUUUAAACGUUUUGUUGUUUUUGGUGGCCUUAUAUUUCACACACACACACACACACGCACGCACGCACACACACACACACACACACACACACACACACACACACACACGCACGCACGCACGCACACGCACGCACGCACGCAAGCACACACGCGCCUCCAAAACGAACAUGUGUCUGCAGACUUUAGGCGGUUAACAAGGGAGGAGGACAGAUGCCCUAUGGGAGGACUUACAUACAGUACUUUGCACUAUGGAGCACCCACAGGUCAGGUGGGCUGAUAGUGUGUGUGUGUGUGUGUUAGUGUGUGUGUGUGUGUUACUCAGAUACACCCUCCUGAAACUGCCAAUGCAUCGGGGGGAACAGCAGAACAAGGUCCAGAUCAUCCCCAAAACAAACACAAGAGAAGGUCAGCUGAAGGAUUCGUCUGAUAAGGUUCAGGUCACAUGACGUCGGUUGUGUUUAAGCGACGUUGCUUCUCAAACCCUGAAAGUGUGCUGAUUUAAUAUAUUGUUUUAUUUUUGUCGUGUUCCUGUUGUCGGUUUAAAUGUGAUUCAACUGACUUUUUUCUUAUUAAAAAGGCUGAAAUGUGGGGAAGAAA